CAACUUAAGGGAUUUAAACGAAAUAAGUAAAUCCUCGGAACGCCUCGAUUCAGUGAAAAUUAAACAAAAUAAAUUCCAUAUAUACGUGUAAUUGUGUCGGUAAAAAGCGCUAAAUCCCAAUCUUAUCUCCGUGUCGCUGUAUCUUUAUUUAACACCGCUGUAUCCUGCUGGUCUUACCAGACCCUCACGUGCCUUGUUGGGCAUACUCCGAAGACCUAUCACUCACCUUGGGUGAUCUCGCCUGGCUACGAAAUGAUUCGUGUUGCCGUCAUAGUUGCAGUGUUCCUUUAAGUACAUUCAUUCUACAUCGAAGCUAUUCGUGUUGUGAAAAAAAAAGUGUCAGUAAUUUAACUAUAAAGUCCAUCGCAUAAUUUCAAUUUAAUUUGAAGUAUUAAGAGUUUAAAAGUAUUAGACUUAGUAACAAUUAAUUAAUCAUUCAUUGUAUUAUUUUUUUAUCGUUCAGUUCCGAGAAUAGUGCAACAUUCCAUUCUAAUCUCAACUCCGUACCUCACGCGUUAUCUUUGUUUUGACUAACUUGCUAUGCCUAAGGACGAGCCUAUUACCAUGUCUAAAGAAACAAAAGUAAUCGACAUGAACUUUCUAAGUAAAUUCAUUAAUAAAUUUGAUGGAAACCGUGAAAAACUUAAUGCGUUUUUAAAUAAUUGCAGAAAUGCAAUAAGCCUUGCGUCACCGUCUCAACAAGACAUAAUAUUAAAAUAUAUUUUAAGCCAACUCGAAGGCCGUGCCGAAAGUGCGUGCUCCAUUAAAGAAUUCGAGAACUGGCAACAGUUAGAGGAGUUUCUCAAAAACCAAUUUGGCGAGAAAAAGCAUUACGCUGCACUACUCUCGGACCUCCAAGAUUGUUGUCAAACUAAUAGUGAAACAGUCAACCAGUUCGCACUACGGGUAGAAACAUGCCUAUCGAAACUAUUAACCGAAAUCAACAUCUCAAUACCCACGAAAAAGAAAGGUGAACUGACUGGCCGUGUCGCCGCAAUGCAAGAUUUAGCAUUGCAUACAUUUGUAAGUGGCUUAAAUCCUCGACUGUCAACGGUAGUCAGAUGCCGUGACCCUGAAACCUUAAAUGAAGCCAUUGGCUUCGCUGUAUCCGAAGAAAAGAUAUUGCAGACCUCUUCUAAGCGUAAUCCUUCGGCAAAUAAUACCAGUUCGCCUAAUCAAAGACGCUGGCCUCAACGCCAAUCACAACCAAGUCGAAACCCUAUACAACGAGGCUACUCAAACAAUACCAACAGUCAAGGGCCGUCUACUUCAGGUCUUCCAGUGUGCCGUUAUUGUAAAAACGUGGGUCACACUAUCGAGAAUUGUAGGAAACGGGAGUUUAAUAAUAACCGCUUUAGAGACCAAAAUAAUCAAAGACGCUAUCAAAACAAUCAAGCUCAAAUCCACGCGGUAAAUAUUAACGAAAGUAGUGACACGGAAGGUCAGGGUGAAUCAAACGAUGAUUUAAACGCAUAAAGGGCUCACGGUGGUGUCUCUUAAGACCCAAGCAUCGAAUUCCAAAACAUUACUAUAUCAAAGGCACCAAUACUACAUCCACUGUAUCCUCUGUAUCCCCUAACGAUAGGGACACGCGAAUCAACCGCAAUACUACAUCCACUGUAUACGCUGUAUCCCCUAACGAUAGGGACACGCGAAUAAACCGCAAUACUACAUCCACUGUAUCCUCUGUAUCCCCUAAGGAUAGGGACACGCGAAUUAAUCGCAAUACUAUAUCCACUGUAUCCUCUGUAUCCCCUAAUAGUAGGGACUUGCGAAUUAAACGAAAUACUAUAUCCGCUGUAUCCUCUGUAUCCCCUUAUGAUAGGGACUCGCGAAAUGAACGUAACACUAUAUCCACUGUAUCCUCUGCAUCCACUGUAUUCUCUGCAUCCACUGCACCCACCGUAUCCUCUAUAUCCGCUGUAUCCUUCACAUCCACUGUACACUCUGCAUCCUCUGUUCCCGCUGUAUCCUCUGUAUCCACCGGCCUCACCAAACGUAAAAUCAAUAAUUCCAUAUGUGCUAAAGCUACCUUAGACUCAACUGUUCCUCGUCCCAUUCCUGAAACCAGAAUUUAUGAAAUUAACAUUGGUCCAUUCAAGAAACGUUUACCCCAUAUACUUGUGUAUUCCUCAGUAUCGGACACUAGCUUAUCUCUCCUUGUAGACUCUGGUGCAACAGUUAGCCUACUGAAACGAUCUUCUAUACAAAAACCAGUUGACAUCGCAACAGAAGGAAUAUUUCUGAAAGGUAUUGACCCUAUUGACCAAGCUUCACCUAAAAUGGACUAUUUUCCACUUAAGAUAAAAAUAAAUGAUAAAAAUAGUAUCACACAUAGAUUCCAUAUAAUACCUCAAAUAAACUUACCUUAUGAUGGUAUUAGUUGGCACUGAUAUGCUAAUCGCUUUUGGCUGCACAAUCGAUUACUCUCGUGAAACUUUGAAAAUAGGUGGAAAUGAAAUAAAAUUACAUUUCAAUGAACCUACUUAUGUUAUUCCUCCCAGAUCUGAAACCGUCAUAGAAUGCUCUGUCUCCAACCCUGAAGUAAAAGGACUCGUAGUAGACCAAUAUUAUCAUGAAGAUUUACUAAUCGCUAAUUGCUUAGUCGCAGACAAAGAAAACAAAAGAAUUAACUUAUCAGUAAUCAAUGCCUCUGAAACUCCUAUAACCCUACAGUCAAACCUAGAUAUCACACUAAUUCCCUUAAGUUCUUUAACCAAACCUUUUGAUCCAGUAAACACUUACAUAGUUUGCAAUUUAAAAAACACAAGCUCUUACCUCCGAACACAAGAAGUAUUAAACCUACUUAGAGUCUCCCACCUCAAUCCUGAAGAGACAAACGCUCUUCACGAUGUUUGCUCUGAAUACUCGGACAUAUUCUUUAUUCCUGGCGACAAACUAUCCCACACAAAUGCCCUUAAGCAUAACAUAAAAACUAGCGAUUAAAAUCCCAUAAAUGUAAAAUCUUAUCGGUUCCCAGUAC
Messenger RNA from Parnassius mnemosyne (clouded apollo), 2983 nucleotides. Lineage: Eukaryota; Metazoa; Arthropoda; Insecta; Lepidoptera; Papilionidae. The record is from the annotation of a GenBank genome assembly.